This is a messenger RNA of Heteronotia binoei (common prickly gecko), 3180 nucleotides long. RefSeq names its product zinc finger protein 91-like. The annotation marks the transcript as partial. The record is from RefSeq and is a predicted model, not a curated record. NCBI's taxonomy places the organism in Eukaryota, Metazoa, Chordata, Lepidosauria, Squamata, Gekkonidae. The transcript is spliced from 6 exons.
AUGCGGAGGCACGUGAAGAGGAAACUGAAAGGAGAGAUGUGGGCCACAUCUGUGAAGAUAGAAGCUGCAUUCCCUGAGGCGGAAGGAGCUUCCUUGGAGCAAGGGCAGAAGAGGGCGCAGGCCGUGGAGCGUGCCCAAGAUGCCCUCGCCUGUGGCAGUGGACAGAUGCUGUUGAAUGGUUGUCUUUUCAGAGGUGUGGAAACAGCUGCUGCAUCUCCGGUCCAGUGUGGAAAGUACUUGAAGUAUAGAUCACAGUUUUCUAUGAAGCAAAGAAUACAGAGAGGCAAGAAACCUUCAGAAUGUGGAAGGAAAUUCAAUCAGAGAAGAAAUCUCCAACAGCAAAGAGUAUGCAAAGAUGAUAAGCAUUUUGAAUGCUCGGAGUGUGGAAAGAAAUUCAGUAGCGAUGACAAUCUUCAACAGCAUCACAGAACUCAUACAGGGGAGAAACCUUUUGAAUGCUCAGGGUGUGGAAAGAGAUUCAAUUGGAGUAGCACUCUUCAACAGCACCAAAGAAUUCACACAGGAGAGAAACCUUUUGAAUGCUCAGAGUGUGGAAAGAGAUUCAGUCAGAGAGGUGAUCUUCAAAAGCAUCAGAGAACCCACACAGGUGAGAAACCUUUUGAAUGCUCAGAGUGUGGAAAGAGGUUCAAUCGGAGUGGCAAUCUUCAACGGCAUCAAAGAUCCCACACAGGUGACAACCCUUUUGAAUGCUCAGAGUGUGGAAAGAGAUUCAGUACAAAUGAUAGUCUUCAACAGCAUCAAAGGUCCCACACAGGGGAUAAACCUUUUGAAUGCUCAGAGUGUGGAAAGAGAUUUAGUCGGGGUGGCAAUCCUCAAGAGCAUCAGAGCAUCCACACAGGAAAGAAAUGUUUUGAAUGCUCAGAGUGUGGAAAGAGAUUCAGUGCAAAUAGUAGUCUUCAUUGUCAUCAAAGAACCCACACAGGGGAGAAACCUUUUGAAUGCUCAGAGUGUGGAAAGAGAUUCAGCCAGAGUUCCCAUCUUCAACAGCAUCGAAGAUCCCACACAGGUGACAAGCCUUUUGAAUGCUCAGAGUGUGGAAAGAGAUUCAGUCAGAGUGGCAGUCUUCAACGGCAUCGAAGAUCCCACACAGGUGACAACCCUUUUGAAUGCUCAGAGUGUGGAAAGAGAUUCAGUACAAAUGAUAGUCUUCAACAUCAUCAAAGGUCUCACACAGGGGAUAAACCUUUUGAAUGCUCAGAGUGUGGAAAGAGAUUUAGUCGGAGUAGCCAUCUUCAAGAGCAUCAGAGAACCCACACAGGAGAGAAACGUUUUGAAUGUACAGAGUGUGGAAAGAGAUUCAGUGCAAAUGGUAAUCUUCAACGGCAUCAAAGAUCCCACACAGGUGAUAAACCUUUUGAAUGCUCAGAGUGUGGAAAGAGAUUCAGUUUCAGUGGCAGUCUUCAAAAGCAUCAGAGAACCCACACAGGGGAGAAACCUUUUAAGUGUUGGGAGUGUGGAAAGAGAUUCGGUCAGAGUAGCAAUCUUCAACAGCAUCAGAGAAUCCACACAGGGGAGAAACCUUUUGAAUGCUCAGAGUGUAGAAAGAGAUUCAAUCGGAGUUCCACCCUUCAAAAGCAUCAAAGAAUCCACACAGCAGAAAAACCUUUUGAAUGCUCAAGUUGUGGAAAGAGAUUCAGUCAGAGUUCCAAUCUUCGACAGCAUCAAAGAUCCCACACAGGGGAGAAACCUUUUGAAUGCUCAGAGUGUGGAAAGAGAUUCAGUUGGAGUUCCAGCAUUCAAAAGCAUCAAAGAAUCCACACAGCAGAGAAACCUUUUGAAUGCUCAGGUUGUGGAAAGAGAUUCAGUCAGAGUUCCCAUCUUCGACGGCAUCAAAGAAUCCACACAGCAGAGAAACCUUUUGAAUGCUCAGAGUGUGGAAAGAGAUUCAGUCAGAGUGGCCAUCUUCAAUUACAUCAAAGAACACACACAGGGGAGAAACCUUUUGAAUGCUCAGAGUGUGGGAAGAGAUUCGUUCAAAGUGGCGACCUUCGUUCACACCAAAGAACACACACAGGAGAGAAACCUUUUGAAUGCACAGAGUGUGGAAAGAGAUUCAGUCAGAGUAGCAAUCUUCAACGGCAUCACAGAACUCACACAGGUGAGAAACCUUUUGAAUGCUCAGAGUGUACAAAGAGAUUCAUUCAAAGUGGUGAGCUUCAACGACAUCAGAAAACCCACACAGGGCAGCAACCUUUUGAAUGCUCAGAGUGCGCAAAGAGAUUCAGUACAAGUGGUAGUCUUCAAGAGCAUCAAAAAACCCACACAGGAGAGAAGCCUUUUGAAUGCUCAGAGUGUAGAAAGAGAUUCUGUCAUAGUGCCAGUCUUAAGUAUCAUCAAAGAACCCACACAGGAGAGAAACCUUUUGAAUGCCCAGAGUGUACAAAGAGAUUUAGUCGGAUUGCACAUCUUCGGUAUCAUCAAAGAACCCACACAGGGGAGAAACCUUUUGAAUGCUCAGAGUGUGGAGAGAGAUUCAGUAGAAGCGACCAUCUUAAGCGACAUCAAAGAAUCCACACAGGGGAGAAACGUUUUGAAUGCUCAAAGUGUGGAAAGAGAUUCAGUACAAGUGGUAAUCUUCAACAGCAUCAAAAAUCCCACACAGGGCAGAAACCCUUUGAAUGCUCAAAGUGUGGAAAGAGAUUCAGUACAAGUGGUAGUCUUCAACAGCAUCAAAAAACCCACAUAGGGGAGAAACCUUUUGAAUGCUCAGAGUGUGGAAAGAGAUUCAUUCGGAAUGGCAGUCUUCAAGAGCAUCAAAGAACCCACACAGGGGAGAAACCUUUUGAAUGCUCAGAGUGUGGAAAGAGAUUCAGUCAUAGUAGCAGUGUUCAGUGUCAUCAAAGAACCCACACAGGGGAGAAACCUUUUGAAUGUUCAGAUUGUGGAAAGAGAUACAGUCAGAGUGGCAGUCUACAAAAGCAUCAAAGAACCCACACUGGGGAGAAACCAUUUGAAUGCUUGGAGUGUGGAAGGAGAUUCAGUCAGAGUGGCCAUCUUUACCAUCAUCAGAAAACCCACACAGGGGAGAAAUCUUUUGAAUGCUCAGAGUGUGGAAAGAGAUUCAAUGAGAAUUCCAGCCUUCACCAGCAUCAGAGAACUCACAGAGAGGAGAAACCAUUUGACUGCUCAGAGUGUGGAAAGAGAUUCAGUCAUAGUAGC